Yamadazyma jaroonii is the source of this 2949-nucleotide messenger RNA. NCBI's taxonomy places the organism in Eukaryota, Fungi, Ascomycota, Pichiomycetes, Serinales, Debaryomycetaceae. The record is from the annotation of a GenBank genome assembly.
AUGAAGUUGUUUUUUUAUUUUUUAUUAUUACUUGGGGUUUGGGCAAGUGAUUCAAAUAGAGAUUUGAAUCAUUAUGAGAAAGGUAAGGCUCACGAGGAUUAUUUAAGUCCAUUAAACUUACGAUCUAUAAGUGAUUAUUCGCUAUCGGAUAACCUUCUUAUAAGCGAUAUAGAUGGAAAUUUGCAUAGUAUAGACAGGCAUUCUGGAAGUUUAAUUUGGACGCUAAAUAGCGAUCCUUUAGUAACUAUAGUGAAUAACUCCAGUGAAAAUUCCAACGUCGUUUGGUUUGUUGAACCUUAUGAAGAUGGUUCAUUGUAUUAUUUCACCAACGAAUAUGGUUUGAAUAAACUUCCUACUUCCAUCAAAGAGUUGGUGCUACAAAGUCCAUUUUCUUUAGAUGGAGAUAAUAACAUUUACACCGGAACCCGAAAAACCCAACUUUUCACCAUUGAUAUUAACACCGGGGAGAUCUUGAAGUCUUUUGGUGGUGACAAAUGUUUGAAUUUCGAUAACAAUGGCGAUAAGAAAGAUCAGAUCAUGAUAGGUAAGACUACCUAUGAAUUAACCAUCCAUUCCAAAAUCAAUUCCAAUAUAAUAUGGUAUGUUACUUAUAGCCAGUGGGGGCCUAAUAAUAUUGAUAACGAUUUAAUAAUUCAGAACAAGAAAUCAAUAGAUGAAUUGUAUUUCACUCCAUUUCAUGAUAAAUCACUUCUAGGAAUAAAUCAAAACCUAGGAACUCCUGUUUGGAUAACAAAAUUACCAUCUUUGGCUAUUAACGUGUUUGAUAUCUUUAGUGAUUCGGAGAGAACUUCCCAACAUUUGAUACCCCAUCCUUUGAAAGUGUUAAACGACCUUCAAAUGACAGAAGAUAGUCAAAAUCUUUGUUUCAUCAACCAUACCAAUAAUCAAUGGUAUGCUAUGAGUUUCAACAACUAUCCUACAUUGAUUAAGUCCGCUCCUAUUUCCGAAUACCAGAAGGCUGUCUAUGACUUUGAAUUCACUCAAAACCCUUCGGCAUUAGCUGAAUUGGAAAAGAAAGGUAUUGAUUACAUAAGCGGGAUUCAUAAAUAUCAUAGUCUUGGACCUGAAACCAACUAUCAUCCUGUUUCGAAAUUUAGACCUCAAGAAAUCGAUCAAGGUAUUGAAGAACAUUCGGGCAAUUAUGAUCUUAUAAUCCCUGAUCAAACAGUACCUAACAUCAUUCAAGGUAUCAAGUUCGGUACUUCUGACAAUCAAUUGAUACCAACAUCACCUCAAGAAGCAGACAAAAUGUUUGAAACUUAUCUUCCUGAUAUUUACCCCAAACGAGAAAUCACCACAUUUUCAGUGGUGAAGAGAAUAUGUGAAGAUAUGAUAGUGUUGUUAUUCUUAUUGGCAUUAUUUGUGUCAAUAUCUAAAUUUGGCGCAUUCACCAGACAAUUUAGAAGGAAAGAAGAAAGAGUUGAAGAAGGGGAAGAAAAGAAGAAAGUGAGUUUCGAUGUUAAAAUCACUGAUAAGAAUGACACUAAGAACGAGGAGAAAAUUGAAGAUGGCGAGGAUGUUGAAGACAAAGAAGAAAAAGAAAAGAAAAAGAGGAAAAGAGGAGCUAGAGGUGGUAAAAGAUCCAAAAGAAAACCAACACCCUCAAGUGACGGCGAGGAAGAAGAAGAAGAAACUAUUAUUCCUACAACUUCUUUGGUCAAGCAAAUUGUAGGAAAGCAACAGAUCAAGAAACUUCAAAUAGAGAAUAAUCUUGUGAUCUCGAAUAAAAUCCUAGGCUAUGGAUCUCAUGGUACUGUGGUUUAUCAAGGAACGUUUGAAAACCGUCCAGUAGCUGUCAAGAGAAUGUUACUUGAUUUUUAUGAUGUUGCUAACCAUGAAGUGUCUUUAUUACAACAAUCUGAUGACCAUCCAAAUGUUGUGAGAUAUUUCUGUUCCCAAACUUCAAUGUCAGAGAAAUUUCUUUACAUAGCCUUGGAGUUAUGUCAAGGAUCUCUUGAGGAUUUGAUUGAAAAACAAUUAAAGAUUUCUCAAAAGAUUGAAGCUAAUGACUUACUUUACCAAUUAACUCAUGGAUUACAUUAUUUGCAUAAUUUGAAGAUUGUUCACAGAGACUUGAAACCUCAAAACAUUCUUAUUGGUGAUAAUUUGAAAGAAAUUCGAUUAUUGAUCAGUGAUUUUGGAUUAUGUAAAAAAUUAGAUAAUGAUCAAAGUUCAUUCCGAGCCACUCAUCAGAAUGAAGCUAGUGGAACCAGUGGUUGGAGAGCUCCUGAAUUGUUAUUGAAUAAUGAUAUUUCAGAGAUUUCUCCUUCAGCCAUUGCUUCCAGUAAACGUUUAACCAAAGCCAUUGAUAUUUUCUCCUUAGGUUGUAUAUUCUUUUACAUUCUUACAGGAGGUUAUCAUCCAUUUGGUGAUAGAUAUUUAAGAGAAGGACACAUCAUAAAAGGAGACUUUGAUUUAAGUUUAUUGAAUAAAUUACCUGAUAAAUACGAACUGAAGGAUUUGAUUAGUCAGAUGAUAAAUUUUAAUCCUUCUUUAAGACCUAAUACUUUCGCCAUUUUGAAACAUCCAUUAUUCUGGUCAAAGGGAAAGAAGUUAGAGUUCUUAUUGAAGGUUAGUGAUAGAUUUGAAAUUGAAAGAAGAGAUCCACCAAGUGAACUUUUAUUGAGAUUAGAAGCUGUGGCUAAAAACGUCACUAAAAACUGGCAUGACAAGUUCGAUGAAGAGUUCUUAUCAAAUCUCGGGAAAUAUAGAAAAUACCAAUCCGAUAAAUUGAUGGAUUUACUUCGUGCUUUAAGAAAUAAGUAUCAUCAUUUCAAUGAUAUGCCUACGGAAUUACAAUUGAAAAUGAGUCCAUUACCUAAUGGGUUUUACGAUUAUUUCAAUAAGAAAUUCCCAAAUUUGUUGAUGGAAGUUUAUUAUGUGGUGGAAGAAUUGAAAGGUGAACAUAUUUUUGAAGAGUAUUAUUAA